GCAGUGUCACACAGAUCUAUGCUGAGUGAUUGUGUGCCCAGCAUCUCUGUGGGCAUCCGUCAUGCAUGCUCCAGGCACUUGUUGGGUGCGUGUGGAGGCGGGAGCCCAGGGCUGUGAGCAGUCGCACGUUGGGAAGGAACGCCAGGCCGCUCAGGGGUCGGGUGGCUGGGGCAUCUCCAUCCCUCUCGUCCUCAUUUUCCUUUGCAGGUACAACAUUCACUGCCCUGCCUUCCAAAGGUCUGAAAGUGCAUCAGAGCCCCCGCGCCCUCCAGGCAUCCCCCGGUGACACCGCCACACUGAACUGCUCCUUCCAGAACCCACAGGGCAGCACGGCCAAAGCGACCUGGACCAGAGGGCUGGGAGACAUGGUCGUGGGGCUGGGAGACAUGGUUAUGCUGGAUUCAGCCCACCCCUUCUACACAGGGCGGCUCAACGUGUCCCGCCUGGAUCUGCUCCGGAAAGGGGAGGCCACGAUGACCCUGCGGGACCUGGAGCCGCGGGACUCUGGCCUCUAUCGGUGCCACAUCAGCAUCCUCCGGGGAGACAGCGGGACGGGACAGGGCACCAAGCUUAGCGUGACGGGGAGGAACCAGAGUGACCCAGAUAAAGGACUCACUCCUGCGGGAUGUGGCGCCCAGGAGGUCCUGUGUCCGGCCGCUAUCGCCCUGGGACUGCUCUUCAUCCUCAUCCUGGUGGUCGCCCUCCUCCUGAAGAGAUGCCGAGGUACCAACACGGCGUCUUAGAGAACACAGCCAAGUGGCCAUCCGGGGUGGUCCUGGCUGGGCUGUCUGCCCACCCCUCCCUCUCUGCUCCUUUCCCCAACCUCCCUCCAUCUCCUUCCCCAUCUGUAAAUCUCUGCAGCUUCUCUCCUCACCCUGGACCCCUUCACGCAUGCACACGCCUGUUUUAACCUUCCUUUCCUCU
Messenger RNA from Pelodiscus sinensis (Chinese soft-shelled turtle), 924 nucleotides. The record is from RefSeq and is a predicted model, not a curated record. NCBI's taxonomy places the organism in Eukaryota, Metazoa, Chordata, Testudines, Trionychidae.